UUUUCUUAUUCGACUGUUGGCAGCCCUGGGGCAAGUACUUACCGUUCAAAAAAAGGGUGCGCGAAUUUCCCGGGAACUUUGUAGGUUUACGAUGGCAUCAAAGGGAAAAGCCAAGGCUGCACCGCGCCCCCGCAAGAAGGCCAAUGGCUAUGCUAAGUCUAUGAAGAUCCCUCUGGGGACAGUGCUGACAGAUGUGGAGAAAAAACAGUGGCGGGUCGGGCCGGCAAUUGGCAGUGGAGGAUUUGGGGAUAUUUAUUCUUGUUGCCUUGCGGAAAGAGCCCCAAAAAAUUCAGAUGACUACGAGUAUGUCCUGAAGAUUGAACCCUAUGAAAAUGGGCCGCUUUUCGUGGAGAUGCACUUCUACAUGCGGAACACAAACAGAAGUGAUAUUGAAAGCUUCAAGAAGGACCGGCGCUUGAAGAGUUUUGGUAUGCCAUAUCUCGUUGGCAGAGGGACACCUGAAUUGCAGGGGGAGAAACAUAGAUUCUUGAUUAUACCUCGAUAUGGGAGUGAUAUCUGGAAGAUAUUCAUCAACAAUGGCCGGCAGAUUCCUCAGCACACAGUCUACAGACUGGGUAUCCAGAUGCUGGAUGUCUUGGAAUAUAUUCAUGGGAGGACUUAUAUCCAUGGAGAUCUCAAAGGUGCCAAUAUUCUGUUGGGAUUCGGAAAGGGUGGAGGGGCUCAAGCCCAUUUGGUGGAUUUUGGACUUGCUACGCAUUACACCAUGAAGGAAUUCAAGCCUGAUCCCAAGCAGAUGCACAAUGGCACGAUUGAAUACCUCUCCAGAGAUGCCCAUUUGGGUGUCCCAACCAUGAGGGGUGACUUGGAAAUUCUCGGUUACAAUCUCAUUCAGUGGUGUGCCUCAAAGCUUCCCUGGGAAGCUCCGGAGAUCCUCAAAGUUCCCAUCAAAGUUCAAGAAGCGAAGGAAAAUUUUAUGGGAGAUUUGGAGAAGAAUUUCAAAGCUCUCUUUCCGCGAGACUUGCCGCGCCCCCUUUUGCACUUUAUGAUCCAUGUGCGAGAUCUAAAGUACGACCAGAAGCCGGACUACAGCAAAUGCCGACAGAUUCUCGAGAAAGGUCUCAAGGAGCUGGGAAAAAGUAAUUCCGGAGAUCUGGACUUUUCUGGCACCGCAGGAGCAACUUCCAAAGUCAAGAAGGAAGUAAUAAAUGCUUCUAAGAGAUCUCCUAAGCCCCACAAUGAUCCAGAAUCCCUUUCGCCGCGCAAGAGACCACGGACAAAGCGUGAGAGGGAUCCAACACCGCCCAGAGAUCCAACGCCUCCCACGCCAUCGCCCAAGAGGAAGCCCAAGGAGAAGGUUCCAACUGUCCAAGCGCAUGUCGCUAAAGCUUCCAGGACUAAGAAGACGUACAAGGUUAAUGUGGAGCUCGAUAUAAGCCUGGAUGCUGAUGUUCUGGUCAAUGUUAAGAGGAAGCCCAAGACUCCAACGACAAGGAAGAGUCCCCGAGCAAAAGUUUCCACUCCCAGAGUCGCAAGUGACGACGAUGAGUGCAUUCCGGCCACGGAAGAUGAGUCUCCACGCAACAGGACCAACAGGAUUAGGAAGACAUUGAAGACAGGAAAGACUCUGGUCCAAAUUCACAAGGAAACUUAACACAAUUUUGUAUUUUCCAUUUAAAAGCAUUUGUCUAAUAAAUUUUCUCAUUGAGCCUA
Messenger RNA from Phlebotomus papatasi, 1671 nucleotides. RefSeq names its product nucleosomal histone kinase 1 (gene ball). Bases 92 to 1612 code for a protein of 506 amino acids. Gene Ontology annotation, cellular component: cytoplasm; nucleus. Gene Ontology annotation, molecular function: protein serine/threonine kinase activity; ATP binding. The transcript is spliced from 5 exons. Lineage: Eukaryota; Metazoa; Arthropoda; Insecta; Diptera; Psychodidae. Gene Ontology annotation, biological process: signal transduction; peptidyl-serine phosphorylation. The record is from RefSeq and is a predicted model, not a curated record.